GGGGCAAACGACGCUGGAGAAUGCCAGAAAGAUCGACGCAGACAAGGAAGGCGCCGUUAGGCCCCUGUUCGCAACGACAGCAAGGGGCUUGAUAUAUUUAUACAGUGGCAGCAUAAGGGAGAUCGAGGACAAGUACGGACGCCUCCCGUUGCAUUUGGCGGCCGCCUAUGGCAACGAGGAGAUGGUAGGGGUGCUGCUGGAUCCGUACCAAAUGAGGAGCCGUGGGGAACUAUGGCCUCACAUAAACCACCAAGACAAACAGGGAUUCACGGCCCUGCAUUACGCUGUGGAGCAAGGGUACCAUGACGUCGCCAUCAUGCUGCUGUGCAACGGAGCCGACCCACAGAAUUUGGACCUUGAGUCAAGGAACGCCUUCCAG
Messenger RNA from Astrephomene gubernaculifera, 379 nucleotides. The record is from the annotation of a GenBank genome assembly. NCBI's taxonomy places the organism in Eukaryota, Viridiplantae, Chlorophyta, Chlorophyceae, Chlamydomonadales, Astrephomenaceae.